CCUCAUCUGACAGGAGGCGAGUUGUGCUCUUUGAUGUGCUGCAUCUAAUAGAAACUGUAUUAAUGCUUCACGGAAACAUUUUCCGUCCGUGGAGAAACGGAAGUAGGUGUCGCCACAUACUUGGGUCGAUGGCGCUCCUAGCUUUCUCGUGUCCACCAGAGGGAAGCAUUGAACCUGUAGCGCAGUCUUUAGGUGCAUUUCGUGCGGAUCGGACGUGCUUUUCGUUAUUUCUACACACUCAUGGCACAGAGGAGGCAUUACAGGAGCGAGGCAGGCAUUACUCCUCCCAUUAUAGCCAAACAUAACGUAAAUGCAGCAUUUACGUGACGUCAAGAUCCUUCUUCUGACGAUGGAUGGAGCAGACGUUUUCAUUAUCUUACUUUUCGCUGUUGUGACCUAUUCCUGUAAUCUUUCUGAAUAUUCUUGUGAUAAUGGUAAUUGUAUCGCCUUAAAUAAAUAUUGUGAUGGUACACACGACUGCGAAGAUAAAAGCGACGAGCCCAACUCCUGUUCAAAUUGUAAUCGUACUUACUUUGGCAUCGUUGGGCAUAAGUAUCCACUACGAAUGACGGAACCAUUUCAGAGACAUCUUCCAUAUUUCUGCAGAUUAACUUUUGUAGCAAAUGGAGAAGAAUUUGGAGAUUUAGUGGAGAUCAAUUUCCUAUCGUUUCAAGUUGGGACCUUUUUAAUAGAUAGUAGCCAUACGUCAAAAUGCCAACAGGGGAACAUGAAGUUAACAGAGAAACGUGCCACCCAUCGAAAGAGGUCACAGUGGUCAGCAGAGAGACUACGAAUGCCUUCAUUAGCACGUGCAAGACCUAGAGAACACGAAAGGGAAAAUCCGGAAUUUGGUUAUUUCUGUGGUAGCAUGCCAACCAGGACAUCUUUUUACAGCCAAGGCAAUUACGUCAGUUUAGUUAUAGCCAUGCCAACCUUAGUGUCUGUUCAUUCCUUUCUACCCAGUUUAUAUUUGACAUAUAAAUUUUUAAAGUCGCCAAAAACAAACUUUAAGGAUUACUUUGGAGAUAAAAUACCGGGCACGUACUGCCAUUACACCUUAACUAAUUGCCACGAAAGAAAUUGUAAAAUCGAAUCACCCAACUACCCCGGUUUUUAUUUACGUAAUAUUACUUGUAAUUAUUUAAUUCACCAAGAAAAGACAGUAAGGGGACACAUUGCCAGGAUUAUUGUCUCGCAAAAAAACGAUUACAAAAUUAAUCUUUACAGUGGUUACACUGACACUGGAGGUUACACGUUGGCUACACUUACAUCCGAAUGUGCUGGGGAUGUGAUACGAAUUUUAGAUGGCCCAUCUCCCGAUAUGCCAGUUCUAGCUCAGUUUUGUGGUUCCGGACAGCUUCCGGAAGUCAUCUCUAGCGGUCCAGAAAUGUUGGUGCAAUUGAUUAGUGCUCCAUACCAAGUGUUGCAUAAUUCCAAGCUUCAGUUGGAUGUAACUGUGAGAUACGUAAGGAGCAGCGAAUUGACUGCUAAUUCUAGAGGUACGUGUUUGUUUCUGUUGGAUGGUCAUCGCAAUCUCUCGGGUGUCAUCUACAGCCCGCGUCAUACGAUGCCACCGAAUACCACAUGUUCUUAUCAUUUUCGAGGAGGUACGGCUUUCGAUAGGGUUUGGCUCUACUUUCUCUCGUACUACGUACCCGAUUUGCAGAAUUGGUCCAAUCGCGAAAGCUGUGACGUAACACAAUUAGAAAUAUACGAUCCAUUCGUGACGUCGAGACGUUCCGCUAACAGUGACACUACCUUGAUUGGACGCUAUUGUGAAAAAUCGUUCCCUCGUAUGUGCCCCCAUGCAGUGGAUUAUAACAGUUAUAUUCCCAGAAGGCCUUGUAACUUAACAGCAGAGAGCUAUCUUUCCACGGGACCUGAACUAGUGGUUAAAUAUAAAACCUUCCAGAGCUUAGACUUCAUGUCUCAAAAGAGCACCUUCCUGGCUCGAUAUGAAUUUGUUAAUACCAUGCAGACUGGCUAUCCAGUAAACAACAGUGCUUGUGAUCGUAGAUUUGUCAGUAGGAUCCAACCAACAGGUAGCUUGGGUUCUCCGCUCAAUGUUUUCUUAUAUGGAAGAGGAGGAACCAAGCAUUUAAGGUGUAGGUAUCAAUUUAAAGGAUUGCCAACGGAAAGGCUCGAAAUAACACUUAAAAGAGUUAAUUUGGGUCACUGCCAUUCGUUUUUUGAUAACGUAACGCUGCGUCACACUUGUGGCAAUAUUAAGGGGCGCCAAACUCAUCUACUGGUCACAGAAAUAUGGCAUAGCGUACACUUGGAUGCUGGUUGUGUGUGCGGGCAGCAUAUGAACCCUCAACAGCCCGUAACAAUAGAAACAUUCGGCUCCGACGUCGAAGUUACACUGAUUAUCAACAACAUGACACCGCUGGAAGAUUUUAAAGAUUUUUAUUUUGAAGCCACCUACAAGUUCCUAGCUAUAGAGCCAUGUGGUGGUAUUGUUAAUGAUACCAAGAGAGAAUUGAUGAUAACAAUAGGAAACGACGUGCCAUUACCCAAAAGAUGCCGCUGGUUAAUUCAAGCUAGACCAUUAAAGCACCUCUAUCUGAAAGUCGGAGGGAGGAAAACAGAAACCGAUUGCAACAAUGGUAAUCGCUACUUACUUUACUCGGGUGAAUUGGCGCAAUUACUAGCAACAGUCUGUGCCGAAACAGUAGACAAUAGGACAACGUACGACUUGUUCUCACUCACGUGGACUAAUAGCAGUAAAAAGACAAAAACUGACAAAAUCGUGGUAGACAUGAUCGCUACCAGGCCAGGCACUUUCAGUGUUCAGUGGUUAGAGGUCACCAGACCAUUUGUAUACGGUGAAUCAGGUGCAACCCUGCGCAAUAAAGAUUGUGUGUACGAGUGCCCUGAACUGAAUGCCUGCAUAAGUGCUGAUUUAUGGUGCGAUGGCACCAUACACUGCCCCUCCGGAUCAGACGAAGUGCCUGAGGAAUGUGCUCGUUUCCCAACUGUUUACGUCAGCGUAGGCGUGAGCAUCGCUUUUAUAGCUAUUUUGGUGGUGACACUUGUACUGGCGCAUAAGUGGUGUAGGUAUAACAACAUCAAAGGCCAUCCCUCUUCUAGGGAGGAGAUACAAAUGUCUACAACUACACCAGGAACGAAGAUGGGUGAACGACUAAGCGUUUAAAACAAACUCACCUUGUGCUCAUUGUUGUGAUUGAUUCUACAUCGCAUUCAAGCUGCUCAAAAAAGAAAAAUUUUUCUGUGUAGUGGAUUUCUACCUGCACAAAAAUACAAAAUGUAUACAGAUAUUGGUUUUUCUAUUACGCGUCAUUCUUUGUUUAUUUUUUUCUCUUAAGUAUGCUCUUGUUGAGUAUCUCUGUAUAAAAUUUCUAUGUGACUCAUAAUGGUUCUUUUGUGUAUUUUUUAUAAAAUAUAAAUAUGGCGUGACCGUUAUUAUCUUAU
Messenger RNA from Centruroides sculpturatus (bark scorpion), 3435 nucleotides. RefSeq lists its product as uncharacterized. NCBI's taxonomy places the organism in Eukaryota, Metazoa, Arthropoda, Arachnida, Scorpiones, Buthidae. The record is from RefSeq and is a predicted model, not a curated record. The transcript has 4 exons. The coding region runs from base 311 to 3157 and encodes 948 amino acids. Gene Ontology annotation, cellular component: plasma membrane. Gene Ontology annotation, molecular function: protein binding.